Messenger RNA from Octodon degus (degu), 912 nucleotides. It is a transcript of the gene Prl, whose product is annotated as prolactin. Gene Ontology annotation, cellular component: extracellular region. The transcript has 6 exons. Gene Ontology annotation, molecular function: hormone activity; prolactin receptor binding. The coding region runs from base 1 to 912 and encodes 303 amino acids. NCBI's taxonomy places the organism in Eukaryota, Metazoa, Chordata, Mammalia, Rodentia, Octodontidae. Gene Ontology annotation, biological process: positive regulation of receptor signaling pathway via JAK-STAT; positive regulation of lactation; positive regulation of cell population proliferation. The record is from RefSeq and is a predicted model, not a curated record.
AUGAGGGCAUGGAGCCAAGUGCCCAAUACCCAGUGUCACCUGGGCUUUAUGGAUGAUGACCUCUGUACCCUGCUAGGCAUGAAAACUUACUGUGGGGACCACAACUACCCUAAAUACAAGACGUAUGAUAAAGUCCCAGAGAGGCAGGCCCAGAUGGUAGCACUCCACUGCAGAAAGCCAGCUGGGCAAACUUACUAUAAGGGACAGCAAAGCCAGCCCAAUGAUUGGGAUGACUUACCUAUUAAGGCCUAUGUACGGUCACUCUUACUGCUGCUGCUUAUGUCAAACCUGCUCCUGUGCAAGCACGUGGCUUCCCAGCCCUUCUGUCCCAACGGGGCUAGCUGCCGGGUGUCCCUCCGAGAACUGUUUGAUCGGGCCAUCAUCGUAUCUCACUAUAUCCAUAGCCUCUCGUCAGAAAUGUUCCAGGAAUUUGAUGCGCAGUAUUCCCAGGGCCCGGGGUUCUUUACCCAGGCCAUCAGCAUGUGCCACACUGCGUCCAUCUCCACCCCAGCUGGCAAAGAGCAGGCCCAGCAAAUUCACCAAAAAGACUUUGUCAUCCUGGUCAUCCACUUGCUGCGCUCCUGGACCGAACCUCUGAAUCAUCUCAUCACAGAAACCAGUCGCCUGCCAAAAGACCCACAUGCUCUCAGAGCGAAAGCCGUAGAGAUUCAGCAGCAAAACCAGCGCCUUCUAGAAGGCCUGGACAAGAUUGGCAAGCUGGUUGAUCCUGAAAUCACAGACAAUGGAGACUACGCCGUCUGGUUGGGACUUCCAGCUCUGCAGUCAAACGAUGUAGAGUCCCUCCUAUUUGCUUUUCAUAACAUGUUCCGCUGCCUGCGCAGGGACACACACAAGGUUGACAAUUAUCUCAAGUUCCUUAAGUGCCAAAUUGCUUAUGACGGCAGCUGCUAA